This is a messenger RNA of Cimex lectularius (bed bug), 3391 nucleotides long. Its product is annotated as neuronal acetylcholine receptor subunit alpha-7. Gene Ontology annotation, biological process: chemical synaptic transmission; regulation of membrane potential; nervous system process. Gene Ontology annotation, molecular function: transmembrane signaling receptor activity; acetylcholine-gated monoatomic cation-selective channel activity. The transcript is spliced from 8 exons. The coding region runs from base 507 to 1748 and encodes 413 amino acids. Gene Ontology annotation, cellular component: synapse; neuron projection; postsynaptic membrane. Lineage: Eukaryota; Metazoa; Arthropoda; Insecta; Hemiptera; Cimicidae. The record is from RefSeq and is a predicted model, not a curated record.
AGAUUAUGUAAUGAUGACGUUCCUCACAAACAAGGGAAACCUAGCCCUGCAAUAAUUACAUUUGUCAAAUAAAUAAGAACGUCGAAAGGUGUCGCAGACCCUGGACGAACCUGGAAAACAAAGUUGCAAUAGUUGGACAACCGAUCAAAUAAAUACCUAGUUAAUUAAUGUUGAAGGGUUGUCACAAGGCCAAAAAUAUGUAGCGACGUGGGACAUCGUAAAUUGGGGUUGCGUCACCUUCGGUGUGGGAACUCCCCCCACUUUUGAUUUACUUUUCUGCCGUUAAUCCGAUGGAGAAACUGGUAUAAAAAUGGAUGAUUUGGAAAUCAAAAGUCAGACUAGACUAAGGGCUCAAACCUGUGAAUCAAAGGCACUCCAGGAGUCGAUCCGGGAGAGAAGCAGCCACACUCCGUCUGGGACCCAACAAGGGGACUCCGCCAGCGAGGAUCAGCCGUUGCGACUCAUCGGGUCAAGUCGACAGUCGAGAUACCGAAGAGGCACUGAGGAUGCUAAUCGUGGCGAGCAUCGUUGAAGAGUGGAAUGAUUAUAACCUCCGGUGGAAUGAAUCGGAGUACGGAGGGGUCAAAGAUCUCCGGAUUACUCCCAACAAAAUCUGGCGCCCAGACGUCCUUAUGUACAACAGCGCCGACGAGGGUUUUGACGGGACUUACCACACAAACGUGGUGGUCAAAAAUAACGGUAGCUGCCUCUACGUCCCUCCUGGUAUAUUCAAGAGCACAUGCAAGAUAGACAUUACAUGGUUCCCCUUUGACGACCAACAUUGUGAGAUGAAAUUCGGUAGUUGGACAUACGACGGCAAUCAGCUGGAUUUAGUACUCAAAUCAGAAGAUGGUGGAGAUCUCUCCAACUUCAUAACGAACGGAGAGUGGUUUUUACUAGGAAUGCCAGGAAAGAAGAAUACUAUUACAUACCAAUGUUGCCCAGAGCCGUAUGUUGAUGUUACAUUCACAAUUAAAAUACGAAGAAGAACCCUGUACUACUUCUUCAACUUGAUAGUUCCCUGUGUUCUCAUCUCUUCCAUGGCCCUUCUGGGCUUCACCCUUCCGCCAGAUUCAGGGGAAAAACUUACAUUAGGCGUCACCAUAUUACUGUCGUUGACUGUGUUUCUCAACUUAGUGGCAGAAACGCUUCCCCAAGUGUCCGAUGCCAUACCCUUGCUAGGUACAUAUUUCAACUGCAUAAUGUUCAUGGUGGCUUCAUCAGUAGUUCUGACAGUUGUUGUGCUAAAUUUUCAUCAUAGAACUGCAGACAUUCAUGAAAUGCCUUCAUGGAUAAGAACAAUUUUUCUUCAAUGGCUACCUUGGGUGCUUCGUAUGAGUAGGCCUGGGAAAAAAAUUACAAGAAAAACUAUCACUAUGAAUAUUAGAAUGAAAGACUUAGAACUUAAAGAAAGAUCGUCAAAAAGCCUGUUGGCAAAUGUGUUGGAUAUUGAUGAUGAUUUCCGACACACUGCAGGCAGUACUAGUUACCUCAAGGCGGGAGGACCUUCUGAUGAUGGCAGUGGUGUAUCAUGUUUAGCAGCGCAACGUGAGCUUCAAGUGAUCCUCAAGGAAAUCCAGUUUAUAACUGGUAGAAUGAGGAAAGCCGACGAAGAAGCGGAUAUAAUAAGUGAUUGGAAAUUUGCUGCAAUGGUUGUUGAUAGAUUCUGUCUUAUAAUAUUUACAUUGUUUACAGUAAUCGCUACUGUAACCGUCCUACUAUCAGCACCUCAUAUUAUUGUACAAUAAAAAAGAGGUCUGCUAUUUUUACUUCUGUGUUUUGGUGAAUCUACUUCCUAAUACGAAUGAAAUUUUUACGUCAUGACUUUUCAAAUUGACCAGUAUGUUCAAUGUAAAUUGUACACAAGGUAGUAUUUUAUUUUUAAUUGAACAAUAUUGUGAAAUUUAAUAAAGACACCAAAAACCAGGUUCAAUGUUGAAGGGUAUUCUUUAAAAAAAAUCAUAAACCAGAUAUGGUUAUUCUAACACUGUAAAUACAUUGUAAUAAUUGUUUUAAAUCUACUUUUUAAAACAUUAAGUUUAGAGAUUACUAUCAGCAUUAGCAUUUUUCGUAAUGGUAAAUUAAAUGCACUGCAACUUUCAAAAUUAGGAUAUGAAUAGAUCUGAAAAAUAACAUUCAAUUAAAACAUGACAGCAUGGCCUAGUAACCAAAGAAAAAAUAUUUUCAUUGACUGUGUUAAUGGUGUAUUAUGUUGGAAUACUAAAAUUUCCAAUUUGAUACACCACUUAUAUUGUGCCAAAUUUAAAAAUGGGUUUGUUGUUUUAAUGGUUUAUGGUAAACACUGUUAAGUAUGCUUGUAUUUAAUUUUUUCUAUUUUACUUCAAUAUAAAUAGCUGAAAAUUUAAAUAAGCUAUAGAGAUAAUUAAAACAAAAUGGUAAGUAAUAAAUGUAUUAAUGCCAUUUGAGUUGUUUGGGAAUUUCCUAGGGAAUAUUUUUUUAUUGAUACAAGCGUUAAUUUUAUCCUUGUACAAAAUUAAACUUACAUUUUAUAUUUACAAUAAUUUGGCAGUUGGGGGAUCGAGGUGUCCAAGUGGCUAGGAUGUCUGAUAAUUUGCCAUGCUAGCGGUUCUGGGUUCAAAUUUACUACAGCCCAUGGGAUUUUGAUAAUAAUUCGAGCAAAACUUUUCUAAAGUGUUUUGACCCCUUGUCAGUAUCAACAGGUAGUUUGUCAUUAGCAUGAACAAUUUUUCUUUAAUAUAACAGUUAAAUUUAUAUUUACAUUUAAAUAAACACUGAAUAAGAUCAUUUUUUCUAACUCUGCUGGUUUAUGGUUUUAACACAUAUUGAUUUUUCACUACUUACCAUUGUACAAAAAAAAAUCAAUUUCUCUAAUGAAAUUUUUUAUUUUGAACAUGCUUUGUAAUGAAAAUGGCAAAUUUCUUUUACUUUUUUAAAUUCUUGUUAUUAUAAAUGGCAUUUUAACAGCAAAGGUCAAUUAUAUUUAUUAUUUUUAUACAAGGAAGUAAAUUUUGAAAAUGAAAGUCAGUCACCAAAUAAAAAACUUCAUAACUCUAAAGAGUUAGAGUUUUACUUGUCUAUUAUAAUUUUGACAAAGCAGAAGUAUGUAUUUACAUAUUCUUGUUGUUAAAAUACCACAUAAACAUGUACUAAAUGCUCAUGUGAUAUAAUUUCUAAUGCAUUUGUGAUGCCUAAUAAAUAAAUGCAUUUUGAAAAUUGUCAAUGCUUCAGUAUGGUUCACUAAUAAGUUCAGUUAUAAUUUCUAAUGCAUUUUUGAUGCCUAAUGAAUAAAUGCAUUUUGAAAAUUGUCAUUGCUUCAGGAUGGUUCACUAAUUUGUUCAGUGUCAGUGUUAGAAUGUGCAUAUUUAUCUACAACUGUGAUCGAAUUGUUUAAUUAAUAUUGUAAUAAUAA